Messenger RNA from Rotaria sp. Silwood1, 924 nucleotides. The record is from the annotation of a GenBank genome assembly. Lineage: Eukaryota; Metazoa; Rotifera; Eurotatoria; Philodinida; Philodinidae.
AUGCAUUUCAUAUGCAGUCUAAUAUUCAUUUUAUUAUUAAAAGAAUUUAUUCAAAUAAAAGCUUUGUCUUCUCAAACUGAAUCAAUUAUUGAUCUUUAUAAUAAGAUUAAUGAAAAAGGUUCGUUAGCUGAUAGUUUAUUACUUAAUGAACAAGCACAAUUAAAACUUAAAACAAUAAAUACAAUUCGAUUAUUACCAUUGCAAUAUAUUUCAAUUAAUAAAUUUUUAUUAUUUUUUAAUAUUAGUUUAAAUAAAAUACAAACAAAUGAAGAAGUGAAAUUAAUUGAAUUUCGUUUAAAAUUAAAAUCUUAUUAUAAUAAUAUAAAUAUUUAUCGAAAAAAAUUAAUAUUAAUUAUUCGUAAAAAGUUACAUCAUAAACAACGAUUUCAUCCAAUAAUAAUUUCAAAAGAACAAGAUGAAUUUAUAUCAUAUGAUUUAACAAAUUAUUUAUAUCAUAAUUCAACACAACAAAUAUUAAUUAUUCGUCGACAAUUAUGGAUAAGAAAUUAUGUUCAAGAAGCAUCUCUUAUUAUUUAUUCUCGUACACCUGGAAUUUUUCUUCUUCCAUCAUCAACAAUUCGAACAAAACGAUCCAUUAGACAAAAACAACUUCUAAGUCCAUGUUCACGUUAUGAUCUAUUUGUUGAUUUUAAUCAAUUAUCAUUUGGUGCAUGGGUUAUUGAACCAAAGCGUUUUAAUGCUGGUAUAUGUCGUGGUGAUUGUCCUAAUCCAUUAUCAAGAUUAUUUUAUCCAACAAAUCAUGCUAUGUUAUUAAGUCUUUUACAUGAACGAGGAAAUUCUAUUCAACAACCAUCGUGUGUACCUGUUCGUCUCCGACCACUUGAUUUACUUUAUUAUGAUCGACAAGAAUUAGUUAUUAAACGACAUCAAGGAAUGCAAGUUGAAGAAUGUGGUUGUCGAUAA